GAGGUUCUCAAGCAUACCACAGUGGUACCGGAUGGACGUGCGCUGACCCGGCUCUCGUGACACACUUCUGGUUUUCCAUACGAAUGCACCAAUAGGUACAGAAAUCUUACCAGAGUUUAACUGACUGCCAACAACUUCGCUUCUGGCACUGAAGACAAUACUGAUUAGUGAUUUGUUCUUUAAGGAGUACAAGGGAACUGUCACAAAAUGAAAUUGUCCUUCAUAUUCGAACUACUUCUGAUUUUUGUGUUCAUUGCAUUUGCAGCAUCUGCUGUCAUAGAUAAAAGAGGCUAUCACAACAGGAAAGGUGAGCUCAAGAAGCAUGUCGGACGUAAGUCUGUGGACAAAAGAAGACAAGGAUCCAGUGGUACAAACUCGAACAGAUAUUGCAGCUGUAACAUGAAGCUCUGCAAUUGUUGCAGAGAAUUCAAUUUGCCCGUCGUAUCCUUGCAAGGACCUGGAUGUGCUUCCUUACAACAUCUUAAAGGAGAUCGGUUAGCUAUCUCGAUGAGCUUUGGCGAAAGAGUAUUGACAAAUACUACGAUAUCCAGUAGGAAACCACAGCCGGUUUGCAUGCCAUUACCUGGAGGCAUUUCGAAAUUCUGCGGCCGCAUCUACAACAUAGGCCGAAAAGGAGACGAUUUCCAAGCUUGUCUCGGCUUAGAACUCCGAUCAUUGAGCAACAUCGAGGCCUCACUUAGGGUGUCCUGCUUCAAAUUCGGUCCCAAAGGUCUUAGAGUUGAGCCAUCGCAACCUCUUCCAGUUGUUGAAGAAGAGGAAGAUGACGAUGACGACGAAGAUGAUGAAGACGAGUUCGAUUUCGAUGGAGAUGAUGACGAUGAUGAAGAUGAAGAUGAUUCGGAGAAUGAUGUGGAAGCUGUAGAAUAUGGAGGAUUUAGCGUGUUUGACGAUGACUUCAUCGAUCAAUACUUCGAGUCUGACAACACUGGUAGUAAGAAGAAGCCUCCAGCGAAGAAACAACCAGUUCAAAUAACCAAAGCACCUAUUAAGAAGACAACCAAAGCACCUGUGACGAAACCAUUGAGGAGGAAACCAGUUAAAACGAAGACUUCUCCUAGACCAAAACCAACCCGCACCUCUUACAUAACCAAAGCACCUAAGAAGACUGUUAGAAGCACAACCGCUACUACCCCUAUUUCCAUCAAAACUCCUUCCACAACUUCCACCAGUUCUUCAACAACUCUAACCUCAUCCACCGCUGCUGACAUAACAGAAAAAGCAAGUUUGAUAGAAGAAAGCGCUACAGCUAUACCUGAACAAAAUAUCACAAACAAUAAUUUCGCAGAUUUUACACAAAUCAAAAACGAAAUUAAUACAGAAGCAUCUGAAUUAUCAACAGUACAAAACACUAUAUAUACCACCAUCCAAUCAUUCACAACAACAGAAGCAAUAGUAUCCAAUGACAUCAAAUCAUCUUCUACACCAAAAGAAGAGGAAGAUGACGAUUCUAUUGAAUCCAGUGGGAGUGAAGAGAACCCAAUCGCAGAAGUCGUUGAGGAUAUGUUAGAUGAAAGUGAUGAGAUAAUCGAAAAGAAGAACGCUACCCUAAAAAGUAAUAAGAAAAAAACUAACUCCACUUCAGUCAAAGAAGAGUCAGAUGAUGUAUCGGACAUUCUUGAUGGCGUUGUAGAUACAAUAACUGGAGAAGAUUCUGAUGAAGACAAGGCUGAAAAUGAUGAUGAUGAGGAUGAAGACGAUGAUGAUGAGUUUGAUGAUGAUGACGAUGAGAAUGAAGAUGAUGAAGAUAGAAGAAGAAGGAAGAGGAAGUUGGAGCUCAGAAAAACUGAGGGUAGGAGAAGCAGAGAUAUGUGGUUAGAUAGAUUACAUUGGUGAAAAGAUUGCAAUUCAGGAGAAUGAUAAUUUAUUGAAUUAUUUAUUGAAGUAUUUAUUUAUUUUAUUUAUUAUUAUUUAUUGAAGAUUAUAUAUGUUUUGUAAAUAUUUGUACCCAAAGUUUCACAGUAUUCAUCAAUAAAAUUUUACUUUUUUUAUUGAA
Harmonia axyridis is the source of this 2014-nucleotide messenger RNA. RefSeq names its product MATH and LRR domain-containing protein PFE0570w-like. The record is from RefSeq and is a predicted model, not a curated record. The transcript has 4 exons. The coding region runs from base 208 to 1854 and encodes 548 amino acids. NCBI's taxonomy places the organism in Eukaryota, Metazoa, Arthropoda, Insecta, Coleoptera, Coccinellidae.